GGCUAGUUGAUACUACUUUAUGUCUUGGGGUGGUGGAGAAUGGCGCACAGUUAUGUUGACCUAAGUUACCUAAGUUCAUUAAUUCAUUUGUAUUUUGUUUUGUGGCGCUGUUAAAAUAAGUUGUUAAACUUGAGUGUAGCGCCACAUUGUCCUUGUUAUGUGUUUUUGAAUAAAGAAAAAAAAUUCCCUUCCGUCCCACUCAUUUUCUGGGAGACCAUGUCGUGGAUUUUCUUUGUUAAAUCUGUCAUUUUAAGCUUACAAAAUGUAAUUUCAUUGAUUUCAUAAUUUUGACGGACAGGGUGAUUUUUUCCGGCCCGGACCCAACAAGCAAAUGCAUUUCUGUCUCGUGACGGUGAGACGGGUCCUGGAGAUGAUUGAAUAAUAAAUGUAAUUCCAUAUACGACGCCAUACAGUAUGUGAUCGCCAAUAUAUCAUAGUGUAGGCACAAGGCUCCCCUAUGCCCUAGGUCCUGUAAAUUAGAAAAUGCCCGGUGGCCUCGUUCAGUACCAUGCCCCUAAUCAACGUUGUUCAUCAAAUGUAGUAUAUACUCGGGACACAAAUAACAACACAGGGCCCAUGAACACACGCUAAGCUGGUCAAUCCGAAUUUAGCUCCCAAAUACCCGGAAAAAAGGAAAAUGAUCUGCCUUUUUGUUUUGUCACCUGUCACUCAAGAACUCAACAGGUGGGUAACCUUACAUCGUCUAAGGACUGAGCUACUGGUACUAAGAUUGUCAAGAGACGUCAAACAGACUUCUAAUCGGUAGUUGUCACUGGUUGGCAGAGUAUACGGGUAAUAGGGUCCAGUGAAUGUUACAUGAAUGCUUUAUUCAUGUCCCGUUUCCCCCAUCUCCUGUUGUAAAAACACGGCGUUGCGUAGCGUUCAACCGUGAUAGAACUUGAGUCGCGCGCGACCAUAUUUGACAUAAACAAAUGUCAAAGGGUGACUGAAACCCGACACAAAUGGUGAGACCUUAGUACGUGUAAGGAGUUGUGGCGUAACGUUGUACUUCACCGAAGCCUAUAAUCAAAUAUGUAGACUCACCUAGACUGUGGAGUCAAGAUAAUCAAGGGCCAUCGACAAACAAUCUGGGAGCACAGACAUUUUGGCAAGUACACCCGGAUCUGAAACCAAAAUGGCGACUCUCUUGUAGAUGGCAGACCACAUCCCUUAACACGUUGGGACCAUGGCGUAUUUCAAGAAGAAGGAGAGUCGCCAGGACUCGGACACAGAUGACCGGGAUGUGCCCUUCUGUGGAAGGAAGGGUCACCUCGCCGCCAUCAAAAAGAACUUCCAAGAUGGCCGUCAAAUCGGUCUCAUCUCUGGCAUGCCAGGGGUGGGGAAGACUCGCCUUGCCAAAGAAGUUGCCUUCCAGAUGUCACUGGACUGUAAAAAUCAGAAUGUCAAACUACAAGUCAAUACUUUCAAUGUGGCAAAAUUCACGAGUACAAACCUGAUCUUAGACACCAUCUGUGCAUCGAUGUUGCACAAGGAACAUACAACUGUUUCGUCAAAACCAGAAGACUUGACCACGGCGUUGCAAAAACUGAAACUAGACGAGGACUAUUAUCUCUUCAUCUGUGACAACGCAGACACAAUUUUGGAAGACGGUGGAUUACGUACAGAACUAUUAGACUUUAUAAGUCAAAUUGUUGAGAUGACUCCAAACGUGUUGUUCUUGGUGACGUCGCGAAGACGAUUCCGACUAGCGAGAGAAUAUAGACUAUUUUUUGACGUUGAACUUAGUCCACUUGAACCGGAUGAAGCAAAGGAUCUUCUGGCAAAGAUCGCACCUAAGGUACCUUUGCAGACUCACGGAGAGGAGAUCGCGAAAAUUUGCGGCUACCUGCCGUUGGCACUGGUCAUCGCCGGUGUUGAGCUCCAACGAGGUGAAGACGGCUACACUCCGGAAGAACUCCUAGAACUUCUAAGGAAAAAUGUUUUAGAGAGUCCCCUCUCGGCAGAGAGCUACAGCAGAAGCGAACAAGUCAGUCAUGUCUUACAAAGUGCUAUUGAUAAGCUCACCGACGUUAUCAAAAGUCAUUUUGCAUCACUGAAUUACAUUCCUGGAUCUUUCGGUGCAUCGGCUGCGGCUGCUAUAGCAGGGAAACAGAGCCCAGCCCAUGUAAAAGCAGACGUGAUUCGUCCGCUGAGAGAACGGUCCUUGUUGGAGUUCGACAGCUCACAGCAGCGAUUUGAUAUCCAUCCGCUGAUGAGGGACCUUGUGCAGCAAUCACUUAGUCAGUUUGUAGACGUUGGUGUUACCCGUCAGCGCUACUGUGUCUUCUUCGCUGAUGUGCUGAAGCAGAUUGGAUUGGCCAUGUACAGUGACGCACCCAGAGGACUGCUGGAUUUGACAACGGAGUUUAAAAACAUUGAGAAACUGAUGUUGGAGGCAGUCAACUGCGCUGACGAGGACACGCACAGGGCACUGAUGCGCGCUGUGUACGAGGCAGAGCGAGUCAUUAACCUGUACGUACAUCCAGGUCAGGCAGUCCCGUUUUUCGAGGCUUGUCUGAGCUCAGCCAUGGCCUGGGGAAGUCCUGAAGAACGUGCCAAACUGCUGAACGUCGUGGGCUUCGCAAUGGGAAACUAUCAGGGCAAAUACGAGGAUGCCUACAAAAAGUACACCCAGGCCUUGGAGCUGCUCGAGCCCUUGGGAGAAAGCACAGCACUGGCAAGACUCUACUCAAACAUCGGCUACGUCUACCACACCAGGGGGCAACACAACAAAGCUAUCAGGUAUCUGGAAGCUUCACUGGAGAUGUGGGAUCGUCUCCGCCAUGGACCUACCAGGGGAAAGGCGGUCACACUGGCGACCCUGGGGAUCGUCCAUGACUUCGUCGGUAACCACGAAAAAGCCAGAGACUACCAUACAAGGUGUCUGGAAAUGCGAAUAGAAAUGUGUGGUGAAAACCACCCGCUCAUCGGGCCAACUCAGAACAACCUUGCCAUCGCCUACAACAACAUGGGCGACAGGGACAACGCCUUGGAGCUGCACUUAAGGGGUCUUCACAUGAAGCGCCGCUGGUUCAACCAUCCGGCUCAGACCAAGGUGGAGUCCUUGAAUCAUGUCGCGGAGGAGUACAUUCAUCGGAAGGACUAUGACAAAGCGCUGCAAUACUUACGAGAAGCAGAACAGAUGCAGAGGGAGGUUGGCGAUGGGGACGAACAGUCGGUGUUGAGUAAUGUGAACCUUGGGAGGGUGUUCAUACACACAAAACAGUACAAAGAGGCAGAAGAGCAACUCAAAAUAGCAGCGAACUGGUACGAGGGAAGAUGGGGAACUCACGUCUGGACAGCUGAGGCGUUGGAGUUCCUCGGAAUCGCACUGCAAGGACAGGGUAAGAAUGGUGAAGCCAGGGACGUGAUGAGAAGAGCACUGGACAUGUAUGAGAAAGUGUCUGGUAAUGUCGACGUACGGGAAGCCAUUCCAAGGACCAGGGCUUUGUUAGAAGGAAUCCCUCCUUCGGCCAACAACAAAUUAAAGACAUCGUCGUCACCAAGACACAGUCCCAGUGAAGAAGAGGAAGAAGAAGUCAAUGAUGAAAAUACAAACCGCAGCACCGACGGGAAAAAGACCACGAAACCAUGCCCCAAGUCGACGUCACAUCUAACUCAAUUUGAUAGCACUUCUGACAACGAUAUGCAGGCCGUCCUCACUACCAUUGCUGAGGAGACGGGAUACAGAUGGCCGGACCUGGCCCGCAGACUUGGACUGACAGAAGCUCAGAGCCAAGAUGUGGACAGCAGACAUCGAGGGAAUCUUAAAGAAAGCUGCAUGGAUGUCUUAGGGGUCUGGCAAGAGAAGGAAGGGACAAAUGUCUCCGUUCAGCGUCUUCAGGCUGCACUGGUGGAUGCUUCUCUCAAAGCUAUAGCAGAGAAAAUUGAAGAUACAGAUGAGGAGAAGAUGGGGGUUAUCACCUGCAGAGAAAAGCUACAUGGUAUUUUCUUUGCGGUUGCUGAGGAAACCGGUACCAAGUGGAAAGACCUCGCCAGGACGCUCGACCUGAAGGAGGCACAAAUCGACGGCAUUGCGUCAAGACAUCGCGGCAACUUGAAGGAAUGCUGCAUGGAUGUGCUGGAAACAUGGCGGCUGAGGGAGGGGCGUGAUGCCACGGUUCAGGCUCUACAACAGGCUCUGAUACAAGCUGAACUAGCUGCAGUAGCAGACAUGAUAUCUGAAAUGAGUUCCCACACCGACCCUGUGAUGACAGCUGGUGACACAAGCAGCAUCAUGGCCGAAUUCUCCAAACGUAGCAAACUGUAUAUGAAAAUCAAAAGAAGCUUGUCAGAAGAAGACGUAAAAGACCUACGAGCAAUUCUGGUUUGCAAUGACCACCUUGGGUUAGCGCAAGUAGAAAAAGCAACACCUCUGGAGAUGUUCAACAUGCUAGAAGCAGAAGACAAGAUAGGAGAGGGGCGUUUGGGCUUAGUAGUAGAAAGUUUGAAAGGUCUCAACAAAACAAAGUUAGCAAAAGAGGCUGAAGCAGUACAGAAAAUGGAACUUGAAGCAACAGGUGAGUUUCCAUCAGAGACAAGGAAAAGGUGUGCGACAGACAUGGAUGACAUCACUCCUCCAGGAAAACACCUCAAACCUUGUUCCCCCAUUCCUGAUGCAGUCACUUCAGACAGUGGUCUUGAAAGCACCUCCACAACAAAUGAAGCUCAAGACAAAACAGCAGAUGUGCAAUACUUCAAGACAGCAAGUGACAGCGAAGAAAUCAAGGAUUUCAAAGAUAACCCAUUCCACGGAAGACAGGGAGAACUGAACAUCAUCGAGCGCGAGUUCAAAGAUGGCUGCAGGAUCGGUCUGAUAUCUGGUCUGCCAGGGAUGGGUAAAAGUCGCCUAGCCAAGGAAGCUGCACUCCAGAUCUGUAUGCAAUGUCAACAAAGAAACGUCAGUCUCAAGACCCACCACCUUGAUGUCAGGAACGUCAAGAGCACCAAUUUGAUAAUCGAUACAGUGUUUGCAGCACUCUUGGGCAGAGAUUUUACUGGACCCAUAUCAACCCCAGAAUCCUUGGUCAUCACUCUUGAAAAAGUAAAGCGGCUCGAAAAAGAACAACAGCACAAAGGGUUUCACCUCUUCAUCUGCGACAACAUGGAUGCUAUUUUGGAAGAUGACGACCUACGAUCACAGUUAUUGGACGUGGUCUGUGACAUCAUAAAAGCUUCUAAUUAUAAGAUCUUCUUCUUGGUAACCUCAAGCAGAAAGUUUCGCCUAGCAAAAGAGCAACGCAUAUUUUUCGACAUCCAGCUGAGGCAACUUGAUAGUGAUGAGGCGAGAAACCUGCUGAUGACGUUGGCCCCGAAUGUUCCUACAGACCACUUUUCCGAUAUCGUGGACCUUUGUGGUGGUCUUCCUCUUGCUCUAACUAUAGCUGGAAAUCAACUUAAGCCCAAUGGGGAGGAGCCAGGAUAUACCCCAGAAGAACUGGUCGAGCUUGUCAGAAAGGAUGUGUUGGAGAGCCCACUCAGUGAUGAGAGCUAUAGUAAGAGCGAGCGAGUAGGCCACGUUUUGGGCAGUGCAGUCAACAGACUGACCGAGGUACUGAAGAAACACUAUGCCGAGUUGAACUUCAUCCCAGGUUCCUUCAGUACGGCAGCGGCCGCAGCAGUUACGGGGAAGGACAGCACAGCUGUAGUGAAGGCACACACACUGCUGCCUCUGAGGCAGAGGUCACUCGUGGAGUUCAAUUCUGACAACUCACAAGAGAGAUGGGACAUGAACCCGCUCCUGCGAAAUAUUGUGCAGAUGUCACUCAGCAGCCAUUUAGAUCUUGGCCUGACCCGCCGAAGAUACUGCGUCUUCUUUGCCGAUGCUCUGAAAAAAAUUGGUGCAGCGAUGACGAGGGAUGCAUCAGGAGGCGUAUGGGCAUUCACGGCAGAUUACAGAAACAUUGAGAAGAUGAUGCUGGAAGCCAUCAACUGUUCAGAUGACAAUGCCUACAGGGUGUUCAUAGACGCUGCCUUCGAGGGGGAGAAAGUCCUGAUGCAGUACAUGCGGGAUCCCAACCAGACAGUACCCUUCUACACAGCCUGCCUCAACUCUGCUAUGGUCUGUGGAACAAUGAAGGAACGGGCAAGGAUUCUGACUAUCAUUGGGUUUGCCUUAGCAAACUACCAAGGUAGGAACGAAGAGGCCUAUGAGAAAUACAUGCAGGCAAAACAACUGAUUGAGCAGGAAGGGGAUAGCACCAUCUUGGCAAGACUGUACUCCAACAUUGGAGGAAUCUACAACACAAGGGGACAACAUAAGGAUGCCAUCAGCUCUCUUGAGAAGUCACUAGAGAUGUGGGAACGUGUCAAGCCUGGGCCGCACUUGGGGAAGGCGAUAACAUUGGCCACCCUGGGAAUCGUUCACAGCUUUGUUGGAAACCACAUGGAGGCCAGAGAAUACUAUACAAGGUGUUUGGAGAUGAGGAUUGAAAUGUGUGGAGAAGAUCACCCACUCAUAGGACCAUCUCUAAACAACCUCGCUAUCACCUACGACAAGUUGGGAGAAAAAGAGAAGGCCUUAGAACUACACCAAAAGGCUCUCUACAUGAAACGCCGCUGGUUCAAAAAACCUGCUCAGACCAAGGUGGAGUCCUUGAAUAACGUUGCCGCACAGUUCAUGUAUAGGAAGGAAUACAGCAAAGCAUUGCAGCUCCUACAAGAAGCUGCACAGAUGCAGAAGGAAGUGAAUUAUGUGGACUCUGAACAGUCUGUACUGAGUAACUUGAACCUCGGUAAGGUGUUCAUACACACAAAACAGUACAAAGAGGCAGAAGAGAACCUCCGAAUAGCAGCCAACUGGUACGAGGGAAGAUGGGGAACUCACGUCUGGACGGCUGAAGCAUUGGAAUUCCUCGGAAUGGCACUGAAAGGACAGGGUAAGCAUGAUGAAGCCAAGGACGUGUUGACAAGAGCACUAGACAUGUAUGAGAAAGUGUCUGGUAACGUUGACGUACGGGACGCCAUUCCAAGGACCAGGGCAUUGUUAGAAGGGCUUACUUCCUCAGUGCAGUGCCAUGGAGAAACACAAGAGGGCAAUGAUGGAGAAAUAUACAGCAACAAUGGGAAUGCCAUUGAUAUGCAGGCUGUCUUCACUACCAUUGCUGAGGAGACGGGAUACAGAUGGCCGGACCUGGCCCGCAGACUUGGACUGACAGAAGCUCAGAUCCAAGACGUGGAAAGCAAACGUUGGGGAAAUCUUAAAGAAAGCUGCAUGGAUGUCUUAGGGGUCUGGCAGAAGGAAGGGGCAAAUGUCUCAGUACAAGUUCUCGCGCAUGCACUCGUGCAUGCUUCUCUCAAGGCCAUAGCAGAGGAAAUUGAAGGUACAGCUGAAGAAAAGGCAGAGGCAGUUAACCAGAAACAGAAACUGCAAGCUGUUUUCUACAACAUUGCCGAGGACAUUGGUCCUAAGUGGAAGGACCUAGCCAGGAAACUUGGUCUGAAACCUGCUCAGAUUGACGGCAUCGAGACCAGACAUCACCGUGAGAUCAAGGAAUGCUGUAUGGAUGUGCUGGAAACAUGGCGGCUGAGGGAGGGGGGCGCCGCCACCAUCCAGGUUCUACAACAGGCUCUGAGGGAAGCAGACCUGACCGCUUUAGCAGAUGAAAUGUGUUAGAUGGACGCCACCUGUCCAGUGAGACAAUGACCAUGCAAAUACACAUACAUGACUGUACAUGUAAGCAUGUAGAAGGUCAAUGGUUGAGUAACUGACAUAAGACAGUGCCUUCUGAAACGUCUGGCCGUUUCCAAAUUGUAUCCAGGUAAUUGAGUAACUGUUGCCUUACGAAUCUUAUCCUAGUUGUCUAACCUUCAUCAAGGCAUUUUACUCUUAGUUCUGUGUCACUAGAAAUAGUACUAGAUCUAUUGUUUCAUGUUAUGUGGGCCUGGAUACCAGACCCCUGCCUGAUGUCAAAAGUAUCUAUCGUGUGGGUAUUUUUGAGACUGGACUGGGGUCUGGUAUCCAGGCUAUACUUUUACCUACCAUGUUUAAUUCAUAUGUUUUUGAAGUACAAAUCAAAAGUAUGUGCAAUGGAAUCCGAUAACCAAAUAAGAGCUAUGUAUCCAUAAUCUGGGGUAACAUACAAUUACAGUACAAUGUAUUUCUGAUGACUUUAAUCAUGAAGAUAAUUACAUCACUGAUGAGUCAUUUGUUAAAACUAAAUGUUCCACUCAGUUUAAUCCAAAAGCAUAAAACCUUUCCUUUCCAAUGUCCCUCAAUAAGCUUUAGUACAUAUACAAAUGUUAGUGAAGACACUUUAAAGUCCAGUUAAGUAUACCUGUCACACAUCUACAAUGAUUUCUUCAUGUCUAUAAAUAGUUCUCCAAUAUCCCCACUACAAAGUGUCAGCUAAGUCUACUUUGAAUUUAGAUUGACAAAUAAUAAAUGCACAUACAGAAACAAGUCUAGAGAAGGACCAAAUACCAAAGAUCCAAGGGCCGUUGCAUGACACUUACAUAUACACUAAUCGCAUAACUGUUCUGAGUACUGGGCAUAUACAGUGUAUAUAUGAGUAUCUGUUGAUGAAAUGACUGAAAAUAAAGUUUGUUGUUAAAAAUG
Molecule: messenger RNA, 8557 nt
Organism: Branchiostoma floridae (Florida lancelet)
Lineage: Eukaryota; Metazoa; Chordata; Leptocardii; Amphioxiformes; Branchiostomatidae
Exons: 23
Coding region: 1187-7615 (2142 amino acids)
Biological process (GO): TRAIL-activated apoptotic signaling pathway; positive regulation of extrinsic apoptotic signaling pathway
Cellular component (GO): CD95 death-inducing signaling complex; cytoplasm
Molecular function (GO): death receptor binding; ADP binding; caspase binding
Source: RefSeq, a predicted model, not a curated record